Molecule: messenger RNA, 1887 nt
Organism: Caenorhabditis remanei
Lineage: Eukaryota; Metazoa; Nematoda; Chromadorea; Rhabditida; Rhabditidae
Exons: 12
Coding region: 1-1887 (628 amino acids)
Source: RefSeq, a predicted model, not a curated record
AUGAUUAUUCUCAGGAACAAGCGACGGGGAAUGUGCGGCAGAGCAAGUAUCGAGAAACUUUGUAGUCGAUGUUUAUUUAUAUUUCCUGUAGUGGCAAGCAUCACUGUAAUCUGGACUCUGUUCAUUGCAAGUAACAAUAUAACGACAAAACUCACGGAUAUAUUGGCUGAAGUGGAUUUGAACGAAACUAAUGUGAACACACAUAAAGGUUACAUAACGUUGAACGAAAUUAAUGAAUUCGUUUUCAAACCAUUCGGUUAUGAAAUUAUUGAGGCUACUCUCCCUGUCCCAACUGUACAUAUGCUGAAUGAACCAUCGUGUGGCUUCAUUUUUUCUGAAUGGCUCAGAGUUUCCCAAAAGCCACAGCCAUCAAUUCCGCCAAAAGAAAUUCCAGAAUCGUUUUCCGACGAAUUUUUAUUAAACGGUUACGCUGGUUUGACUAAGUGGUACUUCAACGAUCAUUCAUCGACUGGAGACAGCCCCAGAAACUGGAAUCGAACUUCGGAGUUUAUGAGUUUUUCGAAAGCCGAGCUGGGAGCUUUAGCAUAUAACAAAGAGUCCGAGUCAAUGUACAAUGCAAUGAGCGGUUACCCCCUCAGAAGCAAAAGUGGAUUAGUGAUUGGAAGUAUGCAGCCUUGGGUCGAAGUUAUGGCUCUCAAACACGGUGUACGAAAAGUUCUCACCGUGGAAUACAAUUCAUUAACUAUUCCAAAUGAGUUUAGAGGCCGAUUAUCUGCAACCAAACCUGUGGAAUUUGCAGAAAACUGGCAAACAUACGCUGGAACAUUUGACUUUGCUGCGUCAUUCUCGUCUAUAGAGCACUCUGGAUUAGGACGAUCGCACAGAAAGGAAGAGAUGUAUUUGACAAGACUGAAAUUAUCAAAAGCAUCCAAUAAAACUAACAACAAAGUUCAUAACUCAACAUCUUUUGAUUUACAAGAUUUCAAUGUUUAUACCUUCAAAGGGUAUAUUUCUUUGUCAGAGUUGAAUGAAGAUGCUUUCAAACCGCUCGGAUAUGAAAUCAUAAAACCAACACUGCCGGUACCUACUCUUCGUAUGCUCAACGAACCGACAUGCGAGCAAGUUUUCAAAGAUUGGCUCAAAAUUUUGAGCGAACGACAACCAGAAACUCCACCGGUUCAUUUACCAAUCAUUCACGCUGAUGAUUAUUUAAUCAAUGGAUAUUCAGCGUUGAGUUGGGCAUAUAUGAAUAAUAACACAAAAAAAGAGAUGAAACCGAAAAAUUGGGAUAGAAUUGGAGAGUUUUUGAAUUUUUCAAAUUCCCAGUUAGCUGCUCUGGAAUACCAAAAAGAGUCAGAAUCGAUGUAUCACGCAAUGAAUGAUUUCAAAAUUAAAGGAAUGACGGGAUUUGUUGUUGGUAGUAUGCAACCGUGGUUGGAAGUAAUGGCCCUUCAACACGGUGCACAACGAAUUUUGACUGUGGAACACUAUUCUCUUGAUAUCCAAAACGGCUUUGAAGAUCAGUUAUCAUCAGUUCAUCCUGAAGACGUGGCAAAAAAUUGGCAACUAUAUUCUAACCAAUUCGAUUUUGCCGCCACAUUUUCAGUUCUGCAACAUGUGGGACUUGGAAGGUAUGGAGAUCCACUGGAUGCAAAAGGAGACUUGAGAGAAAUGCACAAAAUCAGAUGUAUGCUCAAAAAAGGCGGUCUACUUUUCCUAGGUGUUCCAUAUGGAACGGACUCAAUCCAAUACAACAUUCAGCGAGUUUAUGGAUCACUCCGAAUGGCAAUGAUGUUUUAUGGCUUUGAAUGGAUUGCUUCGUAUUCUGGAGACAGCGAGAAACCAUUCGAGCUACACUCGAAACGUUUGCAUAAGCAAUCAUUGUUCUUGUAUACCCAUUAUACAUUAGUUCUGAAAAAACUAUAA